This is a messenger RNA of Gracilinanus agilis (Agile Gracile Mouse Opossum), 4425 nucleotides long. RefSeq names its product ubiquitin specific peptidase 53 (gene USP53). Gene Ontology annotation, molecular function: cysteine-type deubiquitinase activity. The record is from RefSeq and is a predicted model, not a curated record. Gene Ontology annotation, biological process: response to auditory stimulus; sensory perception of sound; protein deubiquitination. The transcript is spliced from 16 exons. Bases 1 to 3306 code for a protein of 1101 amino acids. Lineage: Eukaryota; Metazoa; Chordata; Mammalia; Didelphimorphia; Didelphidae. Gene Ontology annotation, cellular component: cell-cell junction.
AUGGCCUGGGUAAAGUUCUUACGGAAACCCAGUGGCAACCUGGGCAAAGUUUAUCAGCCUGGAAGUAUGUUAUCACUAGCCCCUACCAAGGGCUUAUUAAACGAACCAGGACAAAACAGUUGCUUUCUCAAUAGCGCUGUACAGGUUUUAUGGCAAUUGGAUAUAUUCCGACGGAGUUUACGCAUUCUGUCUGGACAUGUUUGUCAGGGGGAUGCCUGCAUAUUUUGUGCUUUAAAGACGAUAUUUGCACAGUUUCAGCACAGUCGAGAGAAAGCUCUUCCUUCUGAUAACAUCAGGCAUGCCCUGGCAGAGAGCUUCAGAGAUGAGCAGCGAUUUCAGCUUGGCUUUAUGGAUGAUGCUGCUGAGUGCUUUGAAAAUAUCCUUGAGAAGAUUCAUUUUCACAUUGUGCCAAACAGUGACUCAGACAUGUGCACUUCAAAGUCCUGCAUCCCUCACCAGAAGUUUGCCAUGACCCUCUAUGAACAGUGUGUGUGCCGGACCUGUGGAGCGUCCUCAGAUCCUUUACCCUUCACAGAGUUUGUCCGAUACAUUUCUACAACCGCCCUCUGUAAUGAAGUAGAAAAAAUGAUUGAAAGACACGAACGUCUGAAGCCUGAAAUGUUUGCAGAAUUGCUUCAGGCUGCAAAUACCACUGACGACUUUAGGAAAUGCCCUAGUAACUGUGGCCAAAAAAUAAAAAUCCGCCGCGUUCUCAUGAAUUGCCCUGAGAUUGUCACAAUUGGCUUAGUCUGGGAUUCUGAGCAUUCUGACCUCACUGAAGAAGUGGUUCGCAAUCUUGCCACGAACCUUUAUCUUCCAGGGUUGUUUUAUAGGGUAACUGAUGAAAGCGCCAAAACUAGUGAGCUUCAUCUUGUUGGUAUGAUCUGCUACACCAGCCGACAUUACUGUGCCUUCGCUUUUCAUACCAAGAGUUCCAAAUGGGUCUUUUUUGAUGAUGCCAAUGUGAAGGAGGUUGGGACUAAAUGGAAAGACGUGGUCUCCAAGUGCACCAGAUGUCAUUUUCAGCCACUGCUUCUGUUUUAUGCAAACCCGGAUGGUUCUGCUGUGUCCACUGAAGAUGCUCUUAGGCAUGUCGUCUAUUGGUCCCAUUAUAAAACUACUGCUGAGGAGGAUGCAGGUUUUGAGAGGCCCUCAACUCAUAAACCAGAGAGUACCAAAGAAAAUGGAUAUGGUGACCAGGCAAAGCAGAGAACCAAUCAGAAGUUGCAUGUAGAUGACACUGUGGGUUUGAUUCGCAGCCCUCUUCUGGCAAGUGGUGGCAGAGGACCAGUUAAGUUUGGUCCUAGUGACCAGAGGGACAAGCUAAGAGACAUUUCUAGAGAAUGUGCCCAAAGAGCUAUUGAGCAGAAAAACUUUCUCUCGUCACAAAGAAGAGAGUUGGAGAAGGAGCAGAGGAGAGAUCUUGGGAGAUACCGAGAUUUGUCUAACGAGGACCUAUCUCGCCUCAAGUCUGGGUCACCUGUCAUGGCCUCAGCAAAUGGAUUCAGGCAGUCCAGCGGCCAGCCUGGAUACUCCAGCCAAGGUAGAGGGUCUUCCCGCCAUGAUCGAGUCACAUCCCAGAGCCGGACCUCCACACAAAUGCCAAGUUCAGUUAAGCCACAGUUCCUGGCUUCAGGGGAAAAGGCAUCCAGCAAAGGUAAGGGAGAUGGUGCCACCGGAUAUGAUACAGACAGCAGCCAGGACUCUCGGGAUAGGGGAAGUACCUGCAGUGGCAGCAGCAGCCGCAGCCGGGCCCGCAGCUGGAAGCCAAUGCGAGAGACUCUGAAUGUGGACAGUGUGUUCAGUGAUGCCGAAAAGAGACACGCCACUCCCAGGCACAGAGCAGCCAGCAAAUCCAAACACAGCCAAGAGCAGAGAGUGAACAACUGGUCUAAAGAGCCACCCAAGCAGAAAGGCCUGAUGACUAUCUAUGAAGAUGAAGGAAAGCAGGAGACAGGAAGCAGGAGUUCACUGGAGUCUUCUGGGAAAGGCCCUGAGAAAGGGAAAGGCCCCAUGGAGACCAAGGCUCCUGGCGACAGUGGGCAGAUGCAACGGACCGAGUCUGGCUAUGAGAGCAGCGAUCGGGUCAGCAAUGGCUCCACCAGCUUGGACUCCCCACUCCUAGAAGGGAAUGGCACAGCCAUCCUCAGUGGCACGAGGGAAACCUGCCCUGGCAGUAAUCAGAUUCAGUCAAGUAAAGUGAACAUAGACAGUUUGCAGCACACGUCCCGACAGCGCAAAGACCAUCUGGAAGGGGCUAAUGAAGAAUUAGAGAACAUCAGGAUUGCAGAAGUGGCUGGUGAUUUCCACCCAGAUUUGCAUCUACAAGUAGAUAAUCCUAUCAUGAAGAGAUCUCAUGUGCAUGAUACCAAUGAGAAGUUGUUGUCAUCGAACCCACAGGUCUUCAAGGACCAUGACAGAAGAGAGCACGUCCCACAACCUAAUGAAAAGCAGCUUGAAAAUUCAAAUGAAUGCCAUUUUUCUGAAAGGCUUAAUUCAGAAAAGCCUGAAAAAAAUGGUCCAUCUUUGCUUAGUGCUAAGGGAUCAGUCCCUUUUCACAUUCCUGUUAAUUCUGCCUCAGCAAAAUUGACUGAUAGUAAUGAGAGACUCCCCUCAUCCCAACUGUUGUCAAUACACAUGAAAGCAGUUGAGUCCCAGCCAGGGCUCAGCUCCUUUGCCCAGUCAAGUCUUGGGGAACCAUGCAGCUCCGGUAAGCACUGUGUGCAACCUUUCAGCCCCUCCGAUAAUUGUGAGGUGCUAGAACCUGCUGCCUGCCAGAGUCUGCCGCCUCCUUUGCCUCCAAAGAAGUACGCUAAAUCCAUGGCAGGGUCACGGUCAGAGAAGAAGGAAUCUGGCCCUGAUCUGGAACUGUCAGGGAGGGGAAAAGCUAAGCCUCAGAGUCUCCAAAAGCCUGCGAUCAGUGCCCCAUCCCAGACCGGGACAGAAACAAGACUGAAGGAAUCAGGACAAGGGAAAGAACUAGCUGAGUGCAAACCCAGGACCCGAUCUAGCCCGUCCCCCGACUUCCCGGCCCCACUGGAUAUGGGGGUAGCAGUGGUUAGCAAAGGCAUUCCCCAGACAGAACCGUGGCCUACCGUGCCACCACCACAAGGGACAGUUUCUCUGACCACCUACUUUUCUGUUGACAACUGUAUGACUGAUACGUACAGGUUGAAGUACCGCCAGAGACCCAAGCUAAAUUUUUCUGAGAGCAGCAGCUUACCUGGCAGCAAUAAGCCUCAAUCCCAAACUGAAGUGAGGCUGAAAGCAGUGUUCCAUGAAGAUCUACAGCCAGCCAAUGUAUAGUUCUAGCCUGCUGCGGGAGGGAAACUCCCAGGGAAACUCUUCUGAGGCCUGUCAGCAGGCAGGCACUUCUUAGUCAGGCCACUCAUUCAGGAGAAAUAGGAACUGACCACAGUCAUUGGGUGAGAUUGGGGGGCACAGAGAUAGGAGUAGAAGCUGGCAAAUCUUGGCAUUCAGUGUCCAGUGAUCCCAGUCCCCUGUAUCUGUUCCCCUGUGGAUGUUGGCCAUGUCCACAGCAUUCUAACUCUUCCUGAGUCGGGGAGGGACCCUCUGGGCCCCAACAGCAAGCAGGCCUGGGAAGCUGCUGCUGCAGAAGCCAACCCUCGGGGUAGUUAGCUAAAUAUGUAUGCACCUCACCAGCAGUUCCAUAUAUCAAUGCCCCCACCUGUGGUGGUGUCUGAAGCGUGGUGAGGGAGUCAGAGCAGUAUUUGCUUAUGAAGAAGCACUUUUUCAUGGGUAAACAGUCAGAGGUUUCACCCAUAGUCUCGGUUUUUUUUUUGACUUCUGUGAUAGUCCACUACCUAUGAUACCUUCAAGUGUCUUAAAUAGAUUACGUGUACAUUUUAUUCUUUUCUGGCGUUUGGAGACAGGAGGGAAGCCUUAAUUGUGAGUGAGGUUGACAAAUUCUCAGUCAGAAAUAGAAGGGAAGUAAUCUCUCCGGGAACUUCAAUUUUUGCAUUUCAUUGAAAAUCCAUAUUCAGAAUGCCUCUUCAGCGGCAUAACUACAGAGAGCCAAUGAGUUUGUAUGCCAUGAAUGUUACUUCAGUCACGUAAGCUAAAAAUAUUAAAAGAUUAGCUGUCUAGCAGCAUUUGUCUCUAAUGUUAUGUGAAGCCAGAAGGUGUUGUGUUGUUUGGUUUUGAAUUUUGGGAGCUGAUAACCAAUGCUAGACACCAGAUCCUUACUGCAAGUCACCAAUGAUUACUUUCCAUGGUUGCCUGAAUCUUUUGCAAUAGCUAGACUAAAAAUGGCCCCAGAUUGUAAACUAAACUUCAUUUAGAGAUUGUCAACCCAGUGAAUUUUUUUCUGUGCCUGUUCUUAAAAUCAGAAAACCCCUCCAUUUCCUUCAUUUCUACUCUCAAAUGGUCACUUGGAAUUCAAUGUUAAUAAAAUGUUAUUGUGAA